This is a messenger RNA of Coniosporium apollinis CBS 100218, 1689 nucleotides long. RefSeq lists its product as uncharacterized. NCBI's taxonomy places the organism in Eukaryota, Fungi, Ascomycota, Dothideomycetes. Gene Ontology annotation, molecular function: ATP binding; aspartate-tRNA ligase activity; RNA binding. The record is from RefSeq and is a predicted model, not a curated record. Gene Ontology annotation, biological process: aspartyl-tRNA aminoacylation. Bases 1 to 1689 code for a protein of 562 amino acids. The transcript is spliced from 3 exons. Gene Ontology annotation, cellular component: cytosol; aminoacyl-tRNA synthetase multienzyme complex; cytoplasm.
AUGGCCUCAGAAGAAAUACCAGAACGGCCCAAGGCCGACGCGCCCGCGGAAGACGGGCCCGCCGAACCGUCUAAGAAGGCACAGAAGAAGGCAGAAAAGGAAGCUGCAAAAGCAGCUCUCAAGGCCAGAAAGCAAGCCGAGCGCAACGAAGCCGAAGCCAAAAAGAUUGCCGAAGACGCAGCGACCGAUGUCUCGAAAGAAAACUACGGCGACCUGCCCAUGGUGGGCUCCGAGCCGCACGAAGCCUCCGGCCACACGCGCAUACCACUGCUCGAAGUGUCCCAGCAUGUCGACAAAGACGCAGUCGUCUUCCGCUGCGUCGUCGAAACCGCACGCUCCCAGUCCGCCAAACUCGCCUUCCUGAACCUACGCCAGGGCCUCGAGAGCAUCCAAGCCGUCGUAGCCGCCAGCGACACCCUCAGCAAGCAGAUGGUGAAGUUCGCCGCGAGCGUCCCGCCGCAAAGCAUGGUGCUCGUCCACGGGCUGGUCAAGAAGCCCUUUGAGCCCAUCAACUCGGCUACGAUCAAGGACUUUGAGAUCCACAUCCAGAAACUCUACACUGUCUCCAGAGCCGAGAUUCCGCUGCCCAUGCAAGUUGAAGACGCGGAACGCGCGCUCCCUGGCGAGGGGGACGUCCCUGGGCAAGAAGAGGAGCCUAAAGCUGAAGACGGCCGCCCGCUCGUGACGCUCAAUACAAGGCUGAACAACAGAGUCAUCGACCUGCGCGCUAAGAUCAACCAUGCCAUCUUUAGGAUCAAGGGCGGGGUGGUUCAGCUGUUCCAGGAGUACCUCUCACAGCAGGGCUUCACUCUGAUCCACACCCCCAAACUCCUCGGCGCAGCCACCGAAGGCGGCUCGAAUGUGUUCGAGGUGAAAUACUUCGACAAGUCCGGCUUCCUGGCCCAGUCGCCCCAGCUGUACAAGCAGAUGCUCGUGGCGGCGCGCUUCGAGCGCGUCAUGGAGGUCGGGCCGGUCUUCAGGGCCGAAAAUAGCAAUACCGCGCGGCAUCUGACGGAGUUCACGGGGCUGGAUCUCGAGAUGGCGUUUGAGGAGGACUAUCAUGAGGUGAUGGAUGUGCUAGAAGGACUGAUGCUGUUCAUCUUCAAGGGGCUGCGCGAGCGGUAUGCACGCGAGACGGAGCUCGUGCGGAACACGUAUAACGUCGAGGAGUUCAAGCUUCCGGAGGCGGGGAAGGUGCCUAGGAUACCGUUUGUGGAGGGGAUCAGGCUGCUGCGUGAAGCUACGGGCGAAGAGCUAUCCGAGUACGAAGAUCUGAGCACCCCGAUGGAAAAACUCCUCGGAAAAUUAGUAUUGGAGAAAUACAACACCGACUUCUACGUCCUGGACCAAUUCCCCCUCUCCGUGCGGCCCUUCUACACCAUGCCCUCCCCCCACGACCCCAAACUCUCCAACUCCUACGACUUCUUCAUGCGCGGCCAAGAGAUCUGCUCCGGCGCUCAGCGCAUCCACAACGCCGACUUUCUCACUCAGCGCAUGCGCGCCAUGGAUCCUCCCGUCGACCCGGAGAGCCCGGGCAUGAGGGACUAUGUGGCCGCGUUUCGCUAUGGGUGUCCGCCGCAUGGGGGUGGCGGGUUUGGGCUGGAGCGGAUUGUGAGCUUUUGGUUGGGGCUGCCGAAUAUUAGGCUCAGUAGUUUGUUUCCGAGGGAUCCGGGGAGGAUUUUGCCGUGA